AUGAAGCAGAUCUGCGUACUCAUCACAGAGGACGAGUACGUCGCCGAUAUUCGGUCGGCGCAAGCGUUUACUGAGAACGAACGGGUUCUCAGUAGCUCGUCUACGGACGAGAGUGUCCUCGAUGGGAAGACUUGGAUUGAGCGAUACACGUCUCAAUCUUGA
This is a messenger RNA of Peronospora matthiolae, 162 nucleotides long. The record is from the annotation of a GenBank genome assembly. NCBI's taxonomy places the organism in Eukaryota, Oomycota, Peronosporomycetes, Peronosporales, Peronosporaceae.